GUUCGCAGUUCGCAGUUCGCAAACUGUAAAGACCAAGCGAAUCGCGGCACGUGACAAGUCGGCAAAAACUACUGGGAAUUUUUCGAGCCUAGCGCAUUUCACGGGCAUCCCACGACGAAAAAAAUAAUCCUGGGAGCUUCUGAAAAUUUGUGGAAGCUUAACUUUCAACCCAACAAGUCAACCACCAACAACGACAACAUUAUAUCGACAAGAUGUCUGCCGUCGAUUAUCUUCUCCAUGAGUCGGCCACUGGUUUCGCAAUCUUCCAGGUUGUGCACCAGGCUGACACAAUUGGCAAUCGAUUAAAGGAAGUUCAAGAUGCAGGUCAGGAUCUGGCGAAAUUUGGCAAAAUGGUCAAGCUUGUCAAUUUUGCGCCAUACAGAAAUGCUGCUGAGGCGCUCGAAAACAUCAACAUGAUCUCCGAGGGUGUACUGUCCGACUACUUGAAGUCGAACUUGGAAUUGAACAUGCCAAAGCCAUCGAAGAAGAAGAAGACCAUUCUCGGUGUUUCCGACAAGACCUUGGCUGGUAGCAUCAAGGAGGAAUUCCCAGGUGUUUCUUGUGAGACUGGUGAAACUUCCGAGGUUGUCGCAGACUUGCUCAGAGGAUUGCGAUUACACGCCCCAAAGUUGUUGAAGGGUUUACAAGAGGGUGAUGUCGAGAGAGCUCAAUUGGGUCUUGGACACGCAUAUUCGCGCGCUAAGGUUAAGUUCUCAGUCCAGAAGAACGAUAACCACAUUAUUCAAGCUAUCGCUACUUUGGAUCAUCUCGACAAGGCCGUCAACACUUUCUCCAUGCGUGUCCGUGAAUGGUACGGAUGGCACUUCCCAGAACUUGUCCGACUCGUCUCGGAUAAUCACACAUAUGCCAAACUUGCUUUGGCAAUUGGUAACAAGAAGAACUUGACCGACGAAGAUUUACACGACAUUGCCGCCCUUGUUGACGAUGAUGGAGAUAAGGCGCAAUCGAUCAUUGAUGCUGCAAAGGUUUCUAUGGGUCAAGAUAUCUCAGUCAACGAUAUGGAGAAUGUUUCCGCAUUUGCAAACCGUGUUGUCAAGCUCGCCGAAUACAGAAGGUCCCUUUUCCAAUACUUGACCGAUAAAAUGGCGAUUGUUGCACCUAACUUGGCCGCUUUGAUUGGUGAAGUUGUUGCCGCCAGACUCAUCUCUCACGCCGGUUCCCUUACCAAUCUUUCAAAAUACCCAGCCUCCACUGUCCAAAUUCUCGGCGCUGAGAAGGCCUUGUUCAGAGCACUCAAGACCAAGGGUAACACACCUAAAUAUGGAUUGAUCUACCACUCCAGCUUCAUUGGUCGUGCAGGUGCAAAGAACAAGGGACGUAUCUCCAGAUUUUUGGCCAACAAGUGCAGUAUUGCAAGCAGAAUCGAUAACUUCUCGGAGGCACCAACCAACAAAUUCGGUGAGGCUUUGAGAGCUCAAGUCGAAGAGAGAUUAGAUUUCUAUGCUACUGGUACCGCACCAACAAAGAACCAAGAUGCUAUGAAAAAAGCAAUGGAUGCUGUUCUCGGUGACAUCAACGUUGAAGACCCAACUGCCGAAGAUACUGAAAUGGCUGACAUCGCCCCAACUUCCGUCUCCAAGCAGGAGAAGAAAUCCAAAGACAAGAAGGAGAAGAAGGACAAGAGCGAAAAGAGUGAGAAGAAGGACAAAAAGCGUAGACACAGUGAAGCCAACGGAGAAGAAGAGGGCGAGAAGAAGAAGAAGAAGAAGAGCAAGGCGGAAUAAAUGUCGCCUUCAUCAUUGUAAACAUGGUUUAGACGUCCUUCUCCUUUUCUUUCUUUCUCCUAUCAUCUCAUCUUGUAAAUUUCGGGCAGCUGGGUCAUCAAUGGCGGAGUAUAGCUGUGUUAUUAUGGGCGUUGAGGACUACUUUUUUGUUAACAAUCUUACCGUAGAAGCUCUGGCUUGUGGUGGUAUUUUAUAUGGCUUGGCUAGACACUAUGAGGUGCAUAAAAUUGGAAAAAAGCAUAUAACUCAUUACUUCUACGGAUGAUCUCUCUUUGUCAUGUGGCAUGAACGUAAUCUAGGAGUAUCA
This is a messenger RNA of Botrytis cinerea B05.10, 2052 nucleotides long. It is a transcript of the gene Bcnop56, whose product is annotated as Bcnop56. Gene Ontology annotation, molecular function: snoRNA binding. The record is from RefSeq and is a predicted model, not a curated record. Bases 213 to 1745 code for a protein of 510 amino acids. Gene Ontology annotation, cellular component: small-subunit processome; box C/D methylation guide snoRNP complex. The transcript is spliced from 3 exons. NCBI's taxonomy places the organism in Eukaryota, Fungi, Ascomycota, Leotiomycetes, Helotiales, Sclerotiniaceae.